GAUGCCGCGCACUGCGCACACUCUCUGAUGCGCGUUCACGAUCUCCUGGCUGCGCGCCUGUGGCUAAACUACUGGCUCAGGCUACUGCCCAUGGAUCUACUACCUCACUGACUACAGACACUGACAGGGAUUUUUGGAUCUGGGGAUUCUUUCAAGUAUUUCUCUGCGGCGCGUGUCCGUGGUUGGGAGCAACACGCGCAUGGUGACCGGAUUUGUUUCUCAUUCUCAGUGGUCAGUGAUGGAGGAAGACGAACAGGACAAACUGUAGGAGAAAAAACAUAACAUCGUAACAUCGUAAUGCCACAGGCUCUCUGCACACUUCCUCUGCUGCUGGCACUCACGGGAUAUGCUUUGGCAGGGCUCAGUAUAUGGCCCUCUCUCCACAUCGCCCUUAGCAACGCCAGCAUAUUUGUGGAUUUCACAUCAAAUUCCAGCAACAGUACAAUAGUUCAAAGGACUCUUUCUUUAGUUAACACAGAGACCAACACCACCUUAACGGCUCGGAAGAUCCCAAACAUCCCAACAACUUUUAGGGUGGAGUUCAACUGCUCUUGCUUCCUCUAUGCAGGAACCUUCCGCUUCUUGCUGAGGCAAACAAGCAUUGGCCUUGGAGCUUCUCACAAUAAUGGGACAAACCAUGAUGGAGUGGAGAGUACUACCUGGUGGUGGAGUUCAGAACUGCAAGUGCAAUGGCCCACUUUUCAUGUGGCUGUGGAGAGGGCUGGAAACCACUCUGGCUCAUUUCAGGUUGGUAUAGCCACUAAUGAGCACUUCACAGCUUGCAGUAGGGGCAUAGACUCUGCUCUUUUCCUGGAAGUCGGCUUCAUGGAGUACAACCAAAUUGGUAGAAACAGCAUCGACAAGGUCCGAGCACGCACCCGCUAUCCCAUCAAACCUCUCCGCUCCCAAAGCAUCGAGCUGCCAUGUGCUUUCCCAUUCACUGAAAAAGACUUCAUACGAGUAGCACUGAAGUCACCUCAUUCCACUCAGGAUGUUAAAAGCUCUGGACCUCUGUAUUUGUCCAGAAUAUUCUCUUACAAGCUUCUGGUUGAAAAUGGCAAUGCUUAUAGGAGUGCAUGUGAAGGGACAAUGUCUGUUAAGCUGCUGACUCCACCGUGCGCACACGUAAAUGGAAAAGUAUUGCUCUACAAGGACACAGGAGUCAGUCCAAGUUUAUCCACCUCCGGGACAGGAAGUAUCACACUGUUGGGCUUUGGUACAGAGGAACCGGCAUCACCCCCUCUGGCGUAUAACUGGCUCACUCAGGGAGAGAAUGAAACCGAAUUUAACUGCUCAGUGUUUUACCCUGGGAGGAAUAAGUACUGCUUUCGCUUUGUCUUCAACUACAGCCGGUCACCAAGUCCAGCGCAGACGUGUUUGGUGGUUCAUAGGAGUGCAGAGUCUUGGGGUCCUUGGCAGCCUUGGAGCUUGUGCAGCGUUACAUGCGGUGAGGGAGUGAGGGAAAGGAUCCGUAAUUGUUUGUUGCCCUCUGGUGGAGGUGGGCUGAAGUGCACCGGCAUGGUGAAAGAACAGUCUCUCUGCUCCCUUGAAGACUGUGUUGUGUCACCUGUCUCUACUCCAUCCCUCCCACCCGUCCACACUGGAACUUCACCCCUGGGUAAUAACAUUGUGGCUGUGGUGGGCAUCUCUCUAUGCCUGGCUGUGAUUUUGGCUACUGUUAUUGUAACCGUGUGGAGAAAGCUUUGCCAAACCCCUCCUUCCUGCAGCUCAGUUCGUCGGGGCUCUCUCCAUUCUCCAGGGGGGAGGAAGUUGUCUGAUGAGGCAUCCAUUUGUGCCAACAGCCUACAGCGGCCCAGCGUCACCGAUGGCCAUAUUACAACAACUGGGGUUACUGCCUCUCAGAAAGACUUAGCUCCUAUUACCCCUCCACCCCUCACACAGACUCUGGUGAUACCUAUUGCACAAGACCCAGAAAGACUGUCCCCUAGUGGUCAGAAGAUGCUGCCUCCAAUAUUUGGGUACCGUUUGGCUCAGCAGCAGUUAAAAGAAAUGAAGAAGAAAGGUUUGAAAGAGGCCACACAGCUGUAUCAUGUCUCCUCAAGUCCAGUUCAUGACACUCUGCUUGAAACCUCGACUUCCCCCACCUGCUCCCCCAUCCCCUCCCCAACGGCGUUCCCACUGGGCCCACCCAAAGAAACCAACUCAAGCCCUUUUCGAAUUGCUGCACCCUUUUCUGACAUGCCUGUCCAAACUUUAAGGACCACACCUGACAGACUAAGUCCCAGAGUGGAGCUAGUCCUUGGACCUCCUGUUUCUGGUCAUUCAAAAAGUGGUAGCACUGGUUGGAGAGACCGGACAGCGGACUGGGUGGAGAUGGUGGAGAGGAGUGGAUUGGCUGGGCUCAAGCAAGGAACUGCUCCAGGAAAUGAAAACAACUAUGAAUAUAGGAAUCCUUAUUUCCGUCGAACGUGUAGUUUUAAUGACACUAAGCCUCAGCUUUCAUCUGCUGCACUCGCAAGGCAGUUCAGAGAAAGAAGUAUGACACAGGUGGGAUCUCGCACUCUUCCUGAGGGGAGCAGUUGGAAGAGAAGUGGAAAGUUGCCCCCUUCUUAUCCCUUUACAGAAGAAAGUGCAUCAGAAUGGGCCAAAGCAAGACUCCAGAGAAAAAAUUUAAGGAAGACUUGGAGUGACACACAAAAUAAUGAGGUUAAACAUACUGGCACUAACACAGACAAUUUAAUUUCAACAUCUGAAAGACUCCUCAAGCCUGAUCCAGUAGAAAAAGAGGUUCCCAGAACCCAGGGCAUCUCUGGUAUUGGGGGUCCAGUUGCGGGACAGGACCAUCCCAUUGGAAUGAAUCACCUCAGUCUGAAUAGGGCUGAACUGAACUGGAGUCGACGUGGUCCUUCUCCCAUACAGAGGAACAUGCUGGCCCGCAAACUGAAGGAGGCGCAGUCAUCCUCAUGUGCUAGAGGAGGGCGCCAGCGCAGCUCCACAUUCAGUGUGUCCUCAUCUCAGCAGAGGAAGAACAGGUGCAGGUCUUUGCCCAUGUCUGGAGACUUCAGCGGCAGCAGUGGGGGCUCGCCCUACAGACUGAGCGAGGCUGAACAGAAGAUGAUGGACCUAGAUCUGUCCUCUCCAUGUGAAGAGGGAGACGAGUAAAUUGCAAGCGUUUGAAAUUUUAAAAAUCUGUUGUUGAAUAUUAAGGAUUAUGUGUAUGCAGUAAACACUGAUAAGGCAUAGCAUGCCACCUCAUAUGCAGUUCAUAUUCAAACAUGAUCAGGUGCUCUGGUCUAGCCUUUCUCAAGAUAUACAGCUCACGAUAAAGAGAGAAUGUAUUUUGUUUACUUCAUCUGUCAUAAAGUACUGCAUAUAUUUGCUGUGAUCUUUGAAGUUUUAUAAUAAUUGUAUAAUUUUAUACUAUACAGGUUUUAUGAUAUAUUAUAUUGUUUAUUAUGUGCAGUGAUGCUGUUUGUAUUUAUAGGAUGCAAAAUGUACAUUCAGGUUCAAUGGGUAGGGACAAUUUGAAUGUAAAAUCACUGCAGACCAUUGCCUUAAGUUCAUGCACAGUUUAUAACACAGGGAUUUAGGCCUAUGGCUACAAUGCAAGUUUUAUUUUGGAGAAAAAGGAAAUGAAGAAAUAUGACAAGUAAUAACAAUGUCAAUUCAGAUCAUUGUAGAUUUGUCUGUUGCAUAUUUAAAUAGAAAAAGGGUUCAAAUUGGGAUGCGCAGAUUGGUAUUGAAAAACCGCAGCAGUGCAGGAAAAUUAGCUGGAUCGGAUAUUGGUUCCAUGAUAUAUUGGUUUGGCUUUUAACUGGAUGUAAUAAGACUAUUUACAGGCUGAUUUUGACCUAGACCAUAUCAGAAUGUUUGAACUUUUAUUCAUACAAAGCUGUUUGUAACUUACAAGAAAAAUAGCAAUUACAUAACACAAUUCAAUUUUGUAAUAAGUUAACUGUGUUUUGAGAAAAGGAAAAAAGCAAUUUUCCCCCCUACAAUGUUAUUGUUUUUUAUCGGAUAUCAGCAGAUACUUAAAGCCAUAAUAUCAAUACUGAUAUCAAAACAGAAAAAGCUGGAUUGGUGCAUCCCUAGUUAAAAUAGUUAUACAGUUAACUUUGUUGUUUAAAAUGCUCCAUCUCCGCUCCCCACAGCAUCCAGGAACAUCAAUGGUCUCACUUUGAUUGUCGUGUGCCGAAGGGAGUACCAGAGACCUCUCCACGGACCCCAAACCACACCAUUGUCCAGCUGACCAGAAUACUUCCCGUUUCUGUAGUAUUUGCCAUUUAGGUUGGCUGCAUGACAUCUGUAAGAGAGAAAUGUAGUAAUGAUAUUGUAGUCAUGUAGUUAUGAGUCAAAAUGAACUUGAUUGGGAGUUAGAGGUAGAGUUACGGGUAAAAAUGAAUUUCACAGCUGUUGUUCUAGAGAUAAAUAGACAUUUUAAAAACAGUGGGGAAAAAAAAAAUCUGAAUAAAAAUAACAACAGAAAUUUGAAGUGACAUGUAUAAAGUAAUAUUUUAGCUAUUUUGUGGUAAUUUUUCAGUGCAAUGACAUUGUGGGCAUGUUUAAGAACAUUUUUGAUGAUUGCCAUAAUAUUGUCUCAAUAUUGUCAGUUGAAAGUUAUUAGAUGAAAACCACUACUGAGAAUAAUGUUGAAAUUUGAAUGAAAUCUGUGAACUGAAUAUUUACCGGUUGAACCACCAGCCAGCUUGAUUCUCCUGAGCACAGUUGCCUUGAUGAUAUCGGUCAUUAUCCUGUCAAAGAUCUCUGUUAACUUUGCAGUACACUGUUCAAGCAUGACAUUGAAUUUGAAUUUUGUGAUGUUGUGAUCCAUAUUUAGCCACUAUUUGGUAUGUCAAACUCACUCAAAUGCUUACAGUUUUCAAAACAUUGCUACAGUAAAAAUAAGUAUGAUUUUUGUGUAAGCUAUGAACAAGAAAUUAAAUCA
This is a messenger RNA of Boleophthalmus pectinirostris (great blue-spotted mudskipper), 4906 nucleotides long. Its product is annotated as thrombospondin type-1 domain-containing protein 1. The coding region runs from base 298 to 3123 and encodes 941 amino acids. The transcript has 8 exons. Gene Ontology annotation, cellular component: cell periphery. The record is from RefSeq and is a predicted model, not a curated record. NCBI's taxonomy places the organism in Eukaryota, Metazoa, Chordata, Actinopteri, Gobiiformes, Gobiidae.